This is a messenger RNA of Galeopterus variegatus (Sunda flying lemur), 678 nucleotides long. RefSeq names its product histone H2A type 1-E-like. Gene Ontology annotation, cellular component: nucleosome. The record is from RefSeq and is a predicted model, not a curated record. Gene Ontology annotation, molecular function: structural constituent of chromatin; protein heterodimerization activity; DNA binding. Bases 1 to 678 code for a protein of 225 amino acids. NCBI's taxonomy places the organism in Eukaryota, Metazoa, Chordata, Mammalia, Dermoptera, Cynocephalidae. The transcript has 2 exons.
AUGUCUGGACGCGGGAAGCAGGGCGGCAAAGCUCGCGCCAAGGCCAAGACUCGCUCUUCCCGGGCCGGGCUGCAGUUCCCCGUGGGCCGUGUGCACCGCCUGCUCCGCAAGGGCAACUACGCCGAGCGGGUGGGAGCCGGCGCGCCGGUGUACCUGGCGGCGGUGCUGGAGUAUCUGACCGCCGAGAUCCUGGAGCUGGCGGGCAACGCGGCCCGCGACAACAAGAAGACGCGCAUCAUCCCGCGCCACCUGCAGCUGGCCAUCCGCAACGACGAGGAGCUCAACAAGCUGCUGGGUCGCGUGACCAUCGCUCAGGGCGGCGUCCUGCCCAACAUCCAGGCCGUGCUGCUGCCCAAGAAAUUCCCCGUGGGCCGUGUGCACCGCCUGCUCCGCAAGGGCAACUACGCCGAGCGGGUGGGAGCCGGCGCGCCGGUGUACCUGGCGGCGGUGCUGGAGUAUCUGACCGCCGAGAUCCUGGAGCUGGCGGGCAACGCGGCCCGCGACAACAAGAAGACGCGCAUCAUCCCGCGCCACCUGCAGCUGGCCAUCCGCAACGACGAGGAGCUCAACAAGCUGCUGGGUAAAGUCACCAUCGCUCAGGGCGGCGUCCUGCCCAACAUCCAGGCCGUGCUGCUGCCCAAGAAGACCGAGAGUCACCACAAGGCCAAGGGCAAGUAG